AUGCGUCGUGCCGCAGCGGCCAAAGCCGCACCUGGAGGGAAGAACGGCAGCCUGGGCGGUGAGCCCUUGGAACUGGAGAAGCUUCCACCGCAGGACCGAUGCGCCUCUGAGCUGCAGCUCCAUAGCUUGCGGAAGAGCAAGAUCCAAGCGCUGUUGAAGAACGCCUACGCAGGGGUCGAGAUCUACGGCCGCGAAUGGGGGUACCACUUCACCGAGCAGGACCUCAGCGGCAUCUCUGAAUGCGAACCGCGGCGCUGUGCGGAUCGCCUGUACCGAGUGACUUUGGAACUGGGCCAAAGCAGCCGGAGCGAAGAGGAGGUCUUGGUGCUGGUGAAUCGCAUGUCGCGAUGCUGGAGGGGCCCUGAAUACAACGUGGUUCACAACAACUCCCUGGACUUCGCCGAUGCGCUCUGCGACGCCCUGGGCGUGGGAAAGCUGCCUCGCACGGAGGCACACGCAGAAGAACGCAAGGGACUGCAGGAAGUGCGUUGUUCCUUGAAGCAAUUGGGUUUACCCACCUUCGACAGCCUCCUCUCCUUCUUCGGCGCAGCGCCAGCGCCGGCGCCAACGCAACCGCUGCAGCACUUCUGCCGGCCCUGCGGCGACGACGUGGAUGUGAACGUCUUCAUACCUCCUCGCUACGAGGGCACCACAGGCACCACACUGAGCAGAGCGCCUUCGAUGGAGCUGGAAAUCGCGAUGAGUCUGGCACAGGAACGCUGGGCUGCUUCACCGCGCGCGGCGCCGGCGGUGCAGAAAUUUCACUGGCGGCCAUCGGUGGGCACUUGGCUGAUACGACGAGGCGCAUGGCGACAUGGUUUAUAUAAGUGA
Messenger RNA from Cladocopium goreaui, 831 nucleotides. Lineage: Eukaryota; Dinophyceae; Suessiales; Symbiodiniaceae. The record is from the annotation of a GenBank genome assembly.